Molecule: messenger RNA, 1444 nt
Organism: Trichobilharzia szidati
Lineage: Eukaryota; Metazoa; Platyhelminthes; Trematoda; Strigeidida; Schistosomatidae
Source: the annotation of a GenBank genome assembly
CUAUAGUGAGAUUGAAGGUUGAAGGGUAGUAAACAGUUUUGUUUAUCAGACCUCACUGAAACCGAAAGUUACCGUAACGUUUGCUGGCGGUUACAGCAUUAUCGCAUACGCAGUUACCAGUCCAAAUGAGUCCAGACUACGAUUACCUUUUCAAACUUCUACUAAUUGGGGAUUCGGGUGUUGGAAAAUCCAGUUUACUCCUAAGAUUUGCUGAUGAAACUUAUAGUGAAACAUACAUUAGCACAAUUGGUGUUGACUUCAAAAUACGAACUAUCGAUCUGGAUGGUAAAAUUGUAAAACUUCAGAUUUGGGAUACCGCUGGCCAGGAACGUUUCCGAACGAUUACUGCUUCAUACUAUCGUGGUGCUCAAGGGAUUAUAAUUGUUUAUGAUAUAACAGACCAGCAAACAUUUGUAAAUGUCAAAAGUUGGCUUCAGGAAAUCACCUGUUAUGCAAACUCCAAAGUUAAUCGUCUUCUGGUUGGAAACAAACAUGAUUUGGCGAGUCGGCGAGCUGUUGACAAAUCGGUUGCAGAGGAGUUCGCGAAGGAAAAUCACAUGCCUUUCUUAGAAACCAGCGCCAAAGAUGCUACUAACGUUGAAGAUGCAUUCAUGGAAAUGGCUCGACAGAUCAAAGCAAGUGCUACACCAAUGCAAAAUAUGCUAUCUUCCACUGUACCAGUUAAUAGUACACAACCUAUUAAGAAAAGUUCAGGAUGUUGUUAAUUUCUAUAUUAUUUCGUAUAAUCUUGAAUUUAUUCGUCGGUUUAUUUUCAUGUGAUGAUUGUGCGCUUAUCAUCUUUUCUCUCUCUCUCUCCCUCUCAUGUAUCUCUUUACUACUACUACUACUUCAUUACUGAACUUGUGAUAUUAUUUUGUAUCUGAAAUUCACAGCACCGUUUAUCUUAUAGGAUUGUAUUUGUAUUCAGGUGCUAUAAUAAUAAUAACGAUAAUAAUAAUAAUAAUCAAUAACAUGCAGUGCGUUCCAACCGUAUUUUGUUGAUGUAUUUUAUUAUAGUUUCAUUUUUUUGGGAGUAAUUUAUUUCCACCAAUCAUUUCUUCAUCAUCCGAGGUCCGAUUUUUAACACCAACAUACUACACACAAGACUGACUGACUGACUGCACCAGUAUUUUUCCCCCUCUCUCUUUCUCUCUCUGUGGAAUUCACACACACACACACACCUUUUAAAAGCUCUUGUUUUCGUUGAGACAAAAAAAAUUGAUCUAUGUACCAUAUCUGUUUGUUCAAUCCCUUCAAUGGCACUAAUAAAAUAUUUGAUCUUGUUUGAGAUAUUCUAAUAAUUAUCAUGGGGUACCAAAAAAGGCCCUUUUCUUUCAUCGUUCAUAGAUUAAGGUAUGCUGGUGAAGCUUGAAUAUAUAUUGAUGAUUGCCUACAUUCUUGAACGAAUGUGUUGUUUCUUCAUAAAUGAAUAUAUAUAUAUAUA